This is a messenger RNA of Penicillium lagena, 1923 nucleotides long. Its product is annotated as Transketolase N-terminal. The transcript has a single exon. The coding region runs from base 1 to 1923 and encodes 640 amino acids. NCBI's taxonomy places the organism in Eukaryota, Fungi, Ascomycota, Eurotiomycetes, Eurotiales, Aspergillaceae. The record is from RefSeq and is a predicted model, not a curated record. Gene Ontology annotation, molecular function: catalytic activity.
AUGGCGGGCUACAAAUUCCCUGUCGACCUCUCGCAGUUCAAAAAGCUCAAGCUCGACCCCAAGAACCCGAAGCUGUCGGCUGAGCAGAAGGCCGACCUGUUGCACAAUAUCAACAUCUUCAGGGAUGCAAUUAUCGCAUUCACCGCUACUGGAGCUGCGCGCGGUGUCGCUGGCCACACUGGCGGUCCCUUCGACACUGCUCCGGAGGUCUGCAUACUGCUCGCCUUCAUCAAUGCCAACCCUAGUGGAUUCUACGACGCCCUAUUUGACGAGGCCGGCCACCGCGUCGCGACGCAGUAUCUGCUCUCUGCCCUCGACGGCAAGAUUUCACCAGACCACCUGUUGAACUACCGGGAUGCUAACUCCAAGCUCCCCGGCCACCCUGAGCUUGGUCUGACCCCGGGCGUCAAGUUCAGCUCCGGUCGUCUAGGCCACAUGUGGGGAAUGGUCAACGGAAUUGCAAUGGCCAACAGGGACAAAGCCGUCUUUAUGCUGGGCUCGGAUGGAUCCCAGCAGGAAGGAAACGACGCCGAGGCUGCGCGCAUUGCGGUGGCCAAGAACCUGAACGUGAAACUCUUCGUCGACAACAACGACGUCACAAUUGCCGGCCACCCGUCGCAGUACCUGAAGGGCUACGAUGUUGCUCGCACGCUGGACGGCCAUGGCCUGAAGGUCGUUCGCGCCCAGGGAGAGGAUGUAGAUGCGCUCUAUGGUGCAAUGUGCGAAGUUGUGAACUACAAUGGCCCCGCUGCGGUUGUGGUUGACCGCAAGAUGGCCCCGGGCAUUGAGGACAUCGAAGGCGAGACCCACGCCCACGACGUCAUUCCUGUCGCCACUGCCCGCAAGUACCUGACCAAGCGUGGGUACAGCGAAGCACAGCUCGCUUUCUACGAUGAGAUCAAGGCCAGAUCGAACUCGCACCAAUACUUGGGGUCGACUAAGGACAAAGGCGCGAACCGGGUCAUUUUCGGUGAAGCCGUGAACUCCGUGCUCGAUGGCCUGAGCAAGGAAGAGGCGGCCCGUCGGGUGAUGGUCAUUGACUCGGAUCUUGCAGGCUCCACCGGCUUGAAGGCUAUUGCAUCGAACCACCCCGAGGUAUUCGUUGCGUCGGGCGUCAUGGAGCGCGGCAACUUCUCUGCUGCUGCCGGCUUUGGGUUCGGCAGCAAUGGCGAGCGCCAGGGUGUUUUCUCGACUUUCUCCGCUUUCCUGGAGAUGUGUAUCUCUGAGAUCACCAUGGCUCGACUGAAUGACUGCACCGUGCUCUCUCAUUUCUCCCACAGCGGCGUGGAUGAGAUGGCUGAUAACACCUGCCAUUUCGGUCUGAACCACUUUUUCGCCGACAAUGGUCUGAUGGAUGCCGAGAGCACGGCUCUGUACUUCCCCGCCGACGGCGAGCAGAUGAAGAAAGUCGUAAGCAAGGUCUUCUUCAACACGGGCAUGCGUUUCAUCUUCUCCACUCGUGCCAAGGUUCCCUAUAUCUUGAAGGAGGGCACCGAGGAGAAACUAUUCGGCGAUGGCUACGACUUCGUCCCAGGCAAGGAAGAGUUCAUCCGCCGCGGCUCGGCGGGAUACAUCGUCUCGUACGGGGACAUGGUCUACCGCUCGUUGGAUGCAGUCGAGCGUCUCCGACAGCAGGGCAUCGAUGUGGGUCUUAUCAACAAGCCCACUCUCAACCUCGUCGAUGAGGAAGCUAUUCAGAUCUAUGGUUCUACGGGCUUCGUUCUCGUUGUCGAGUCCAUCGCUCAGAAGACCGGUCUUGGAUCUCGUCUCGGUACCCACCUUCUCGAGCGCGGUCUCACCCCUAAGUUCAAGACUAUGGGCGCCAUCAAGGAGGGCUGCGGUGGCUUGUUCGAGCAGGUCAAUGCCCAGGGCCUGGGUCCUGAUGAUAUUGUUGCAGCCGUCAAGGAAGUUGCUCAGAAGUAA